Phaedon cochleariae (mustard beetle) is the source of this 1758-nucleotide messenger RNA. The record is from the annotation of a GenBank genome assembly. Lineage: Eukaryota; Metazoa; Arthropoda; Insecta; Coleoptera; Chrysomelidae.
UAGCAAUGUGAAUGUGCCAGUGGACGAGACUUCGCUGAAUCUCGCGUGAAUCUCGCUCCCCACGUGCGAAUACAGCAUGACGCAAUAACACAAAAAAUGUGCUCUGUCCACCCCUAAACCAUUCAAAAAUCACCAACCCCUGAAAUAAAUUAACAUGGGGUCGAAGACCGACAUCAGGGGAGACAAAAAGGAAAACGGCCAUGCGAAGCAGGGAGAAAACUCGGUGCGGCUGCAACGGAAAAUCACCCUGUCUAAUGGGGUGGCCAUCAUCGUGGGGACAAUCAUCGGCAGCGGCAUCUUCGUGUCUCCCACGGGGGUGUAUUCGGGCACCAAGUCCGUGGGGUUGUCGAUCGUCAUUUGGUGUCUGUCGGGGUUGUUUUCCACUUUGGGAGCGCUCUGCUAUGCCGAAUUGGGCACGGCAGUGACUCGAUCUGGCGGCGACUUUGCCUACAUAUACGUGGCUUUCGGCCCUUUGGGCGCCUUUCUGAUGCUGUGGAUCUCUCUUCUGAUCAUCCGGCCGACCACUCAGGCCAUUGUGGCCAUCACCUUCGCGGAAUACGCGGCCAAACCGUUCUUUCCCGAAUGCCGACCGCCAGAGAACGCCAUCAGGCUGUUGGCUGCUGUGUGUCUAUGUCUGUUGACGGCGAUCAAUUGCCUCAGCGUCAGAUGGGCCAUGAGGAUCCAGAGCGUCUUCACUGCCGCUAAAUUGUUCGCUCUCGUCGCCAUCAUUAUCGCAGGGGUGUAUCACUUGGCUACAGGACACACCGAGAAUUUUCACAAUGCUUUUGACGGAAAUUAUGAAGUCACAGAAAUCGCUCUAAGUUGCUAUUCGGGGUUGUUCGCUUUUGGUGGAUGGAAUUUCCUCAAUUUCGUCACAGAAGAGCUUCAAGAUCCUUACAGGAAUUUACCAAGAGCAAUUUGGAUUGCACUUCCAACAGUCACUGGCGUUUAUGUCCUUGCAAAUGUUGCUUAUUUUGCUGUGCUAUCUGGAGUAGAAAUUGAAAGUUCUCCUGCAGUUGCUCUGUCCUUUGGUGUGAAAAUGUUCGGGAGUUUGACGUGGCUGGUUCCUGUUUUCGUAGCUUUGUCGACAUUCGGCGGAGUCAAUGGCAUUUUAUUCACUUCUUCAAGACUGUUUCAAACUGGAUCUCAAGAGGGACACUUACCCGAUUUGUUCUCCUUCAUACACGUCAAACGGAGUACGCCUGUCCCUAGUUUGAUAUUUACGUGUUUGACGUCUCUCGCAAUGCUUCUAAUAAGCGACGUCUACGUCCUGAUCAACUACUACGGCCAGAUCCUGUGGCUGUCGACUGCCGCCAGCAUCAGCGGCAUGCUGUGGUUGCGCCACAAGCAACCUGAUCUGCCGCGGCCGAUCAGAGUCAACACGCUGAUCCCCGUGCUCUUCCUCGCCGCCUGCGUCUUUCUGAUACUCUUCCCCAUACCCACUCAGCCCUGGAACACGGUCAUCGGGGCUGCCAUCACGUUAUCCGGUAUCCCAGUUUACUAUGCCUGUGUGAAAUGGAAAAACAAACCUGAAAGUUACCACAAGUUUUUGAGAAAUACCACAACAUUCGUACAGAAUUUGAUGGAAGUGACUUAUCCUGAAGCAACACAGAUGCUAUCACAAUCUUAAUUUAUAUAGCCAACUUAUUUAUAUAUCUCUGUUUACUGAGCGAUGUUUUUUUUAUAAAUGAUUUACCAUGAAUGUACUGACCAAUAACUCGAAUUAAAAGUAUUAUAUUUAUUGUGCAUAAAUUGCAA